Messenger RNA from Ogataea haglerorum, 2268 nucleotides. RefSeq lists its product as uncharacterized. The transcript has a single exon. Gene Ontology annotation, cellular component: membrane. Gene Ontology annotation, molecular function: antiporter activity. Gene Ontology annotation, biological process: proton transmembrane transport. The coding region runs from base 1 to 2268 and encodes 755 amino acids. Lineage: Eukaryota; Fungi; Ascomycota; Pichiomycetes; Pichiales; Pichiaceae. The record is from RefSeq and is a predicted model, not a curated record.
AUGGCGGUGAGCACUUCUUCAACUGCCGGCAUUAUUGGUGGCGCGAAUCCCUUGGAGUAUUCGAAGUCGCAGCCGUAUACUUUGUUCAUAUUCCAGACGAUACUCAUUGUGAUCCUAGCUCAGCUAGUUUACCGCCCCUUAUGUCUCAUCAAACAGCCCAAAGUUAUUGCGGAAGUGAUAACUGGUAUUUUGCUUGGACCAAGCGUGAUGGGGCGUAUUCCGAAUUUCACUAAGACGGUGUUUCCAACAGAGUCUAUUCCUGGUUUGACAUUGGUCGCCAAUGUCGGUGUCUGCCUUUUGCUAUUUAUGGUCGGAUGUGAAGUUGAUGUUGUAUUCAUUAAAAAGAAUCUCAAGAUCGCAGUUUCUGUUGGCCUAUUCAAUAUGGCGGUACCCUUUGGCCUCGGGUGUGCCGUCGCUGUCGGUCUCUGGAAUGAAUACAGAGUUCAUGAUGAUAGCUUGCAACCGAUCAAAUUCACAACCUUCAUGGUUUUCAUUGCCGUUGCAACUUGUAUUACUGCAUUUCCUGUGCUUGCACGUAUUAUUACUGAGCUUGGACUGGUCAAGGACCGUGUGGGUGUCUUAGUGCUAGCUGCGGGAAUCACAAACGACUUGGUAGGGUGGAUACUUCUUGCUCUGAGUAUCACAUUGGCAAACUCUACAAAAUCAGAAGUUACAGCAUACAUAUGUCUGGUCACAAUCGGGUGGUGUUUAUUCGUGGUGUACCCGGUUCGUUAUGCUUUGAGAAAGGUACUAUUUUACUUUGACGACAUCUCAAGUGGACCAUCGCAACUGGGCACCACAAUCAUCCUCAUGCUCAUGUUUGCAUCAGCAUUCUUCACAGAUAUAAUUGGUGUUCAUCCCAUUUUUGGAGCAUUCGUCGUGGGAACCAUUGUACCUAGGGAGAACAACUAUGUCAUCAUUUUGACAGAAAAGAUCGAAGAUCUUGUGAAUAUCGUUUUCGUCCCACUCUAUUUUGCACUUGCUGGCCUUAGUGUGAAUCUGGGUUUGCUCAACAGGGGAAUUGACUGGGCAUAUAUCAUAUGCAUAAUUGUGGUAGCAAUGUUCGGUAAAAUUUUUGGAGGAUUUGUGGCUGCUCGUUUCUUCGGACUCUUCAAGAGAGAAAGUCUUAGCGUUGGUGUUCUGAUGUCCUGUAAAGGAAUUGUUGAGAUCGUGGUGCUCAAUACAGGCCUGAAUGCAGGAAUAAUAUCUCAGAAAACAUUUUCGAUGUUCAUUGUUAUGGCAUUGGUGACAACCUUUGUUACAACUCCAUUAACUCUGUUGUGCUAUCCCCAAUCGUAUAGGGACUCAGUGCAACGAAGGCUGGCCGAACAGGAAGAAAGAUCGGCUUCUUCGACAACAAAACCAUCGACUACCAAUGACUAUGAAGAGAUCAUAUUUAGAAGGUUAGUGUUGAAUGCCAACAAUGUUGAAAAUAUAUCCACUGACUUGGUUUUCCUCGAUCACCUGGCUAUUCCAGAGCAUAUUCCUGUCCAUGCUGUGAAUGUUAAGUCGUUAACUGAGCGGACGGCAGAUUUGCUUUACGCUUCGAUGCUGAAGGGGGAACAAACUGAUGAUAGCUUCCAACUGAAUGCAAUUCUCAACAUUCUCAAAAUUUUCAGCGAAUUGAACUCGCUCCAGUUCACAUCUGAGAUCCUGUAUAGUCUGCCACAGGAUUUGUUCAAAACGCUGCUUUACAGCUUAUCAUAUUUCAAGCAUGACCUGCUCAUACUGACAAUGAACUUCAAAGAAUUUCAUAGAAACAUGCCAUUGAUUAGCGAAAUGAGCAGACUUGACAACAAGGACAUCUACAGAUGCUUGUUUGUUAGCAAUAAUCUAGAUAUGACCCUCAAAAGUGAUAUUCAAGGAGCCAUGAUUGAUACUGAAUCCCAAUAUUCGGCCGGUACCUUUUUGAGCCCAAAUUCCUUUGAAAUCCGUACGCUCACACUCACUAUAUCAAAUUCUACUGUUUCGCAUCAAGACCUCAUAGCGCUCAAACUGUUCAGUAUAUUUGUUCAGCACAAAGGAAUUGAGGGCUCACGUAUAGUUGUUCACAAAGACAACGCGAUUCUUGCUACCAUACAAGAGGACGCUACAUUAGCAAAAAACCCUAAGGUCAGUAUAAUCACUGGGGAAUUUGAUCACGAGCUUAAGGAUGAACACAUCAGCAAAUCAGCGAAUGAUCUGUCGAUUAUUAUUUAUCAAGAAGGAUGUGAAGAGGUGAUGGACCGUUUGUUGGCUGAGAACAACAAAGUUUUGGUUGUGUACUAA